CAGGGGAUGUGGCUGAGGCCCUUGGCCCCGCCCACCCCAUCUCGUGGGCCUGUGGAGCUUCUGGCAGCAGCAAUCAGAAAUGAGUGAACAAUCAGAAAAAAAAAAUUCCAUUCAAGAGGGACCCACAGAUCAAAGUUCUCCUGAGAAAAGCUGUCAAAUUGGACAGAAACAACUGCAACAAAUAGAGCGGCAGUUAAAAUGCCUGGCAUUUCAAAACCCUGGACCACAGGUAGCAGACUUUAAUCCUGAAACAAGGGAGCAGAAAAAGAAAGCACGAAUGUCAAAGAUGAAUGAGUAUUUUUCUGUAAAAUACAAAGUUGUGAGGAAGUAUGACAAAAGUGGCAGGCUCAUUUGUAAUGAUGUUGACCUGUGUGAUUGCCUAGAGAAGAACUGCCUGGGCUGCUUUUACCCCUGCCCCAAAUGUAACUCCAACAAGUGUGGGCCUGAGUGCCGCUGCAACCGACGGUGGGUCUACGAUGCCAUUGUCACUGAAUCUGGAGAGGUCAUCAGCACGCUGCCAUUUAAUGUUCCUGACUAGGAGCUAUUGUGAAUAGACUGCUUUGUUUUUCUUAUACAUUUAAGUUGAUCUCUUUCUCUUAGGUGAAUUUUAGGCCUUGGGGAAAAUAUUGGAAAAACAUACCUAAGACUCAUGUUCUCUCAGGCUGCAGAACCAUGCAGAAUGAGCAGUAGUUCUAUAACCUUCUUACUGUGUCUUCUCAAAUUUCUCAACUUGUGACCUGAGAAUGUGACAGAGGAUGGAUCAGCACCUCUCAUCAUCAACCCCAUCUCUACUCUGCCUUCAACUUAAAAAUCUCUUCCCUCUUGGCUGUUUUUGUAUAAAAUGUAGCUUUAAGAUUUUCAGAAUCUAUAGCUGAGAGCUUUUCUUACAUACAACAUAGAACCAUAAAUCUAUAAUAGCUAGUUAUUAGAACCUUGUACUAGUUCUAAAUCAGAACUGCCAUUUGGAUUUAAAGAAAAAACCCUUGUGAGUUUGCAGUAUAUAUCCAUAGCCUCAUUUUGAAUUGUUCAUGUUUUAGUAACAUU
Messenger RNA from Galeopterus variegatus (Sunda flying lemur), 1044 nucleotides. It is a transcript of the gene ARL14EPL, whose product is annotated as ADP-ribosylation factor-like 14 effector protein-like. Bases 80 to 538 code for a protein of 152 amino acids. The record is from RefSeq and is a predicted model, not a curated record. The transcript has 4 exons. NCBI's taxonomy places the organism in Eukaryota, Metazoa, Chordata, Mammalia, Dermoptera, Cynocephalidae.